CAGGUUCCCGAGGGUGGGCAGUGACGAGGGCACGGCCCACACCCCGCACCCCUGCUCUGUGGCCACGCACAGGACCGAGGACCACACACCCGCUGUCUGCCAUGGACACCCUGGGCGCCCUCCUCCCGUUGGUACUUCUCCUCUCCACUGCUGAGGCCCAGCAGGCUGCCGAGUACCGCCUGCAGCCAUGGCUCGUGGGCCUGACCGCUGUCGUGGUCUUCCUGUUCAUCGUCUUCGUCCUCAUGAUUGCCAACCGCCUCUGGUGCUCCAAACCCAGAGACGAGGAAGAGGCCAUGUUCCGGAUGGAGACCACCUCGAACGAUUACCAGGACUUGGACAUGAGCCAAAAAAAGAGUGAGAAGCAGAGAAAGAAGGACAGCGAGGAGAAAAAGGCCGAGAAGGAUGGAGAGACCAACCUGGGGCUGGAGCUGGAGGAGAACGGGGAGCCCUCAAACCAGGAGAGGGCCAAGAACACAGCUAUGUGAGGACUUCCAGCGCCUCCAUCAGGCCGCUGCCCGGGGAUGUCCCCGUGUCCCUGCCAAGGACAUGGCUGGACCUGGGGUUCAGAGUUGUGGCCCUGAAUGAAGUGGGCUAGUGUCUCCCACAACUAUUACAUCGUCUCCCCCACCCCCCACUCCCAGGAGCAGUCCCAAGGUCCCCACAAUCUCAUGGCUGCAUACCUCUGACUCACUGCCUGAUUUCUGUCUCGCUGCUUGGUGACUAUUGGCCGGGCCCCCCACCCGCACCCCCACCCAUGAAGCUUGAGGACCCACCUCGGCCAAGUGGCGCCCCUAGGUGCUACCAGUAAAGAAAUGACCUCAGCUCUUCA
Molecule: messenger RNA, 829 nt
Organism: Echinops telfairi (small Madagascar hedgehog)
Lineage: Eukaryota; Metazoa; Chordata; Mammalia; Afrosoricida; Tenrecidae
Gene: SMIM24
Product: small integral membrane protein 24
Exons: 4
Coding region: 102-485 (127 amino acids)
Source: RefSeq, a predicted model, not a curated record